GAACUCUUGAUCACUAAGCCCCACUUCUUUUCUCUCCAUAAACAUGGCCAAAACACCACCAACUGCAGUCCAAGAUUCGACGAAAGCCUACAAAUUCGAAGAUCAUUAUCCUCAAGAACCCUACAAAUCUAGUGCAAGAUCCUUGAUUGCCUUCUUCUUCUCUAUACUAAUUUACACUUCCAUCUUCUAUAUUUUCAACCUCUCUCCUUCCGCUCUCUUCUACAACACCAAGUUUUGGUUUGCGAUAUCCAACACCCUGAUUCUUAUCAUUGCAGCCGACUACUCUUCUUCUAAAGACAAGCACGACCAGAUUAAUUACCAAGAAGAGUAUAUGAUGCAUAGGCAAGCUCAAACUACUUCCUCAUUUGUUUUGGAAUACCCUCGUGAAAUAGUCAAGGAAACCAUUAUUGAUCACCAAGUUGCACGUCAAAAUAUACGAAACCCAGAAAACAGGCAAAUUGUGCUUAAAGUCGACGAGCAUGAUGAAAAGCCUAGUGUUGAUGAUAUUGAUGUCCAUGAAAAGAAAAUAGUCCACGUACAGUCAAAAGGUAGUAAGAAAGAAAAUAUUCAAGCAAAAACUUACAAACGAAGUAAGUCGGAGGAGGUGAAAAGAGUGGUGAUCGACGAAUGCAAGAGCAAUAUUAUAAGGAGGUCGGAGACAAUGGAGAAGCACGAAGAAACUCAAGUAAGUACUCCGGAAGAAGUUAUUGAUGAAUUCUCAACCAUGUCAGAUGAAGAAUUGAUUCAACUGAACAGAAGAUGUGAAGAGUUUAUUCAAAGGUUUAAUCAACAAAUUAGGCAUCAAUCAGUUGCAGACAGAUCGAAGGCCCAAAAAACCUACCAUCAUGUCUAAAGUUCUUGAGUAAUGUUAUUCGCACUUUCGGUUUAUCAUUCUGUGUAUAAUAAUCACACGAUUGACAACAAACUGAGAAAGAGAAUCGGAGGCUUUCCUAGAGUUUUGUUGUCUCUUUCUUUAUUACAGAAAGUUUUGCUGCAUGUGUUUCCUUCAUCAAUUUAAUAAUGGUAGUAGAUGUAUAUCUAGAUAUAAGUUUUGUAUUUCUGUUCGCUAGAUAGUACCUUUUCAUCUGAAAG
Molecule: messenger RNA, 1092 nt
Organism: Rosa chinensis
Lineage: Eukaryota; Viridiplantae; Streptophyta; Magnoliopsida; Rosales; Rosaceae
Exons: 1
Coding region: 44-853 (269 amino acids)
Source: RefSeq, a predicted model, not a curated record